Messenger RNA from Haemonchus placei, 1758 nucleotides. Lineage: Eukaryota; Metazoa; Nematoda; Chromadorea; Rhabditida; Trichostrongylidae. The record is from the annotation of a GenBank genome assembly.
AUGGAAGCGCAGGAACAGACUAGAUCGCAGAUGGGCCACAUCAAGGAGAACCCUCAGGAGAGCGAGUCACAAAGCGCAUUACCGCAAAGAGAAGCGGCUCACACAGAACCUGCUCCCUCGGUGGAAAGCGAGUCUGCUGCUACAGAUAUUCGCCAGGAUGCUGUGGCACAAAGACGACUUCGACCCAGAGUUCGUGAAACUGUGGGACUACAGAGGAGCGGAACGCAAAGUGUAAUAGCUAGAAGUCGAGGAAGGGGAACGCGCACAGAUGCUGCACCUCCUGAGGAGAGCGGCACUGUUUCAGCAGAUAUUCGUCAGGAUGCUGGGGCACAAAGACGACUUCGACCAAGCCGAAGAAGGGGAACACGCACAGAUGUUGCACCUCCUGAGGAGAGCGGCACUGUUUCAGCAGAUAUUCGUCAGGAUGCUGGGGCCCAAGGACAGCUUCGACCAAGCCGAAGAAGGGGAACACGCACAGAUGUUGCACCUCCUGAGGAGAGCGGCACUGUUUCAGCAGAUAUUCGUCAGGAUGCUGGGGCCCAAAGACAGCUUCGACCAAGCCGAAGAAGGGGAACACGCACAGAUGUUGCACCUCCUGAGGAGAGCGGCACUGUUUCAGCAGAUAUUCGUCAAGAUGUUGGGGCACAAAGACGACUUCGACCCAGAGUUCGUGUAACUGUGGGGCCUCAGAGUAGCGUAAUACAAGAUUCACGGAUUGGAAGCGGAAGAAGAGAGACUCGCACAGGAGCUGCCCCCUCAGAGGAAAGGGACACCGCUUUAGGAGGCGAGCGUCAAAGAAGUAGACGUGAGAGAGAAUCCUCGGGAGAGCGCGCAGUUCGACAGCAAGCUGAAGCAGAACGUCAACGGAGACGACGUGAGAGAGAAAGCAGUGACGAACGAGCUGUUCGACAGCAAACGCAAGCAGAACGUCAACGGAAAAGACGCGAAAUAGAAAGCAGUGAAGAGCGAGCUAUUCGACAGCAGGCUGAUGUAGAACGUCAACGAGGAAGACGUGAAAGAGAAAGCAGUGAAGAGCGAGCCGUUCGACAGCAGGCUGAUGUAGAACGUCAACGAGGAAGACGUGAAAGAGAAAGCAGUGAAGAGCGAGCCGUUCGACAGCAGGCUGAUGUAGAACGUCAACGAGGAAGACGUGAAAGAGAAAGCAGUGAAGAACGAAGGCCAAGACUCCGAUCUGAUACCGAGCGUCAUCGACGAGCGCGUGCAGAAGAAACCUCACAAGAAAGGAGUGUUCGCCUCACAAGUGAUGUUGAAAGGCACCGAAGAACGCGUAAUCGUCCUUCUGUCUUGCGUGGAAUAGCUUUAAGGAGUCGAUUCACAGAUCCUGGUUAUCUAGAUUGUUGCGAGUUGGGCCGGUUCAAUUUGAACUUCUUCAACGAUUUUCCUGGAGGGCUACGCAGACUAUUUGUUCAACAACCCAAUGACUCGGAAGAACAUCAACGAAUCCGAAGGAACUUCAUGGAAAACAUACGAACAUUUAAUUCAGCAUUAGCAAUGGCCUCGAUGGGUGCGCAAGUUGACGCUCUCAGAGGAAGAGGUCCCUAUUGCUAUCGCAUUCAUGGACAAGUCUGCCAUCGCAUAGGACCACUUCAUCCGCAGGAAGGAGAACAAAGACAGUAUGGACAAAUUUAUAUCUUGGAUACUGAAAUGGCCGCACAAGAAAGACUUGGAAAUAUAAGAAAUGUUGACUGCGAUCCUACCCUGAUGCGAUUCCUGAGCGAACUCAUUUCCAAUGUGAAC